Pyrenophora tritici-repentis Pt-1C-BFP is the source of this 168-nucleotide messenger RNA. Lineage: Eukaryota; Fungi; Ascomycota; Dothideomycetes; Pleosporales; Pleosporaceae. The record is from RefSeq and is a predicted model, not a curated record.
AUGGCUCCGAUCUACGGGCCAGAUGCUGUUGUGCGCUAUGUAUUGCGUAACCACUCUCCACCAAUCAAAUCUAUUGAGCUUGACCUUGCCAUUAUCGGAGUUGAAGCCGUCAUUGAGCUUAUCAGGGAACACUUCGACGGUUACGUCAUAACUUCCCUGGGAGUAUGA